Molecule: messenger RNA, 681 nt
Organism: Babesia microti strain RI
Lineage: Eukaryota; Apicomplexa; Aconoidasida; Piroplasmida; Babesiidae
Product: 4-methyl-5(b-hydroxyethyl)-thiazole monophosphate biosynthesis
Exons: 4
Coding region: 1-681 (226 amino acids)
Biological process (GO): protein deglycation, glyoxal removal; guanine deglycation, glyoxal removal
Cellular component (GO): nucleus; cytosol
Molecular function (GO): protein deglycase activity
Source: RefSeq, a predicted model, not a curated record
AUGCGAAUCCUCCCUACAUUUAUAACACUAAACUUGACAAAGUGCCUAACGUACCCACAAUUCAAUCAUUUAAACAAAACAAAUUACAUAAAGAGCACCAAUAGAUUACACACUUUUGCCAUGUCAAAAACAGCUCUCAUUGUAGCUGGCAACGGAUCGGAGGAUAUUGAAUUUGUAGCGGUUUGUGACGUGCUACAUCGCGGUGGAGUACAAAUCUCCACUGCUUCAGUUAGCGGUAAUAAAACAAUAACUCUAUCCCAUGGACUCAAGGUCAUUUUGGAUGAUUUGGUAGAGAAUGUUAAGGAAAAAAGCUUCGAUGCAAUUGUCGUUCCCGGUGGUUUGGACGGUUGUGUUAAUUGUGCACAAAACUUGACUUUGAUUGAGAUGCUGAAGAAGCAGAAGGAGGAUGGGAGGAUUUAUGCCGCUAUUUGCGCGGCUCCUGAAAUGGUAUUAGCGGCUCAUGGAAUAUUAGACGCCAAUACACCUGCUGUAGGGUACCCAGGAUGCGAUACUGGUAUACCAAACAAGGGAAGUGGUCGCGUUCAAGUCUCUGGAAAUUGCGUAACGUCUAUAUCCCCUGGAAGUGCAAUUGAAUUUGCGUUGACACUUGUUGAAUUGCUUUCUGGCCCUGAUAAAAUGAAGAGGGUCAAGUCUGGGCUCAUUCCACACCCUUCAAGUUAA